GCUCCCCGCCCGCCCGCCCCCAGCCUUGGCGCUUCAGGGCACCGGCUUCGCCCGCGCACCUGGGAGCGUGAGAGCGUGUCUCGGCACCGCCAGCGCCGGGGAGCCGCCGUGUCCUCCGGGGACAGCCCUGCCAGCCUGGGCCCGGUCUGCCACGCCACCCCUGCCCACCACUCAAGAUGACGUCUGCCACCAAGGUGUACUACAGCCAAACCACCCAGACUGACAGCCGCCCACUGAUCAGCUCGGGCCUGCGCAAGCGCCGAGUGAUGACAAAGGAUGGGCGGAGCAAUGUGCGCAUGGAGCACAUCGCCGACAAGCGGUUCCUCUACCUCAAGGACCUGUGGACCACCUUCAUUGACAUGCAAUGGCGCUACAAGCUCGUGCUCUUCUCUGCCACCUUUGCCGGCACCUGGUUUGUGUUUGGUGUGGUCUGGUACCUGGUGGCCGUGGUGCACGGGGACCUGCUGGAAUUUGACCCCCCGGCCAACCACACACCCUGCGUCAUGCAGGUGCACACGCUUACCGGGGCCUUCCUCUUCUCCCUGGAGUCCCAGACCACCAUCGGCUACGGCUUCCGCUACAUCAGCGAGGAGUGCCCGCUGGCCAUCGUCCUGCUCAUCAGCCAGCUGGUCCUCACCACCAUCAUGGAGAUCUUCAUCACAGGCACUUUCCUAGCCAAGAUCGCCCGGCCCAAGAAGCGAGCGGAGACCAUCAAGUUCAGCCAGAACGCCGCGGUGUCCCAGCACAACGGCAAGACCUGCCUCAUGAUCCGCGUAGCCAACAUGCGCAAAAGCCUGCUUAUCGGGUGCCAGGUGACUGGCAAGCUGCUGCAGACCUACCUCACCAAAGAAGGUGAGAACGUCCGGCUCAACCAGGUCAACGUGGACUUCCAGGUGGACACGUCCUCGGACAGCCCCUUUCUCAUCCUGCCCCUCACCUUCUACCACAUCGUGGACGACGUCAGCCCCUUCCGGGACAUGUCCCUGCGCACAGGUGAAGGCGACUUCGAGCUGGUCGUCAUUCUGAGUGGCACGGUGGAGUCCACCAGUGCCACCUGCCAGGUGCGCACCUCCUACCUGCCUGAGGAAAUCCUGUGGGGCUACGAGUUCACGCCGGUCAUCUCCCUCUCGGCCAGUGGCAAGUAUGUCGCUGACUUCAGCCUUUUCGACCAGGUGGUGAAGGUGUCACCACCCUGCUGCAUCCAUGAGACCGUGAGGUUCGGUGACCCUGAGAAGUUGAAGCUGGAGGAGUCCUUCCGGGAGAAGGCAGAGCGCGAGGGCAGCCCACUCAGCGUCCGCAUCAGCAACGUCUGAGCGGCCCACGGCUCACGCCCAGCCUCUCAGUGCCUACUCCUUCCCCCUCUCUAACCUUUCCCCUCCUCCCCGCUCUUCUCUCUCCUUCCCUGCCAGUCUCACGGGGCAGUUCGAGUGAUCCACUCUCCCAUAGGACCAUGCCGAAGGAUUGCGCCGUUAGUUCCCCCCAUAGCACUGCUCCCACCUUGUCCCUGGGACCUCCCAAGGGAGAGGCUGGGUGGCCAACCUCCCUUCUUCCUCCUCCUGGGCCUGGUGCUUGCAUUGAUUUUGGCACAGUGCCAGGCACCCCACGGCCAUGCGGAGCCCAAGCCAGCAGGGUGGCAUCGCCCCACAACCCAGUGGGCUGUUUUUAUGGACUCUGCCUUUGCUCCCAGCCUGCAGACUCAACUCACACCUAACGCCCUGCUAAUCCCCCGCGAGGCACAGGCGCGUUUCCAGGACAGCAACCUAUACCAGGGUGCUGCUAGCGGCACCGCCCGCCCUGUCCCAGGCACAGCAAUGGCCGUACUGGGUCAGCACCAAGGUCCACCCAGUCCCGUUCCCUGCAUCCAAGCCUGGAGGAAGAGGUGACUGCUGUCUGCAACACUGGUGGACACAGGACCUGGCACAGCCUGCUGCAUGUCAAGGAUCACCGUGGUCAUUGGAAGACCCCUGAGCACCUGGCCUGAUGGCCUGGCAGGGAGUCUUGCGGGGGAAGCAUCUCCCUUGGCACAGGCUGGGCUGGCGGAAAGCUGCAGCCCCCAGAAACGGACCCUGAGACCAGUGCUGGGCACUGACUAACAAGGUGCUGGAGUGGAGGCAGGGGGGGCUUGAGGCUCUGGCAGCCCCGAGCUCUGGGGCAUGGGGAGGUGUCCAGCAGCCAGGAGAAUAAGCCUCUUCCUGCCUCCCUAAACAGCUGCCUUGACAUUUCCUCGCUGGGCAGGAAGCAGGCAAAAGAAGCCGGUGAUGAAGAUCUCCAUGAUGGUGGUGAGGACCCCUGGUUGCUGGCUACGUCCCCUCGCACUCUCUGCAGAGCCUGGAGCCCCGCUGCCUCCACCCCCUGCCCAUGGUCCCCUUCCCCGACUCCGGGCAUGAAGCCAGACCAGCAUGCCUCUGCAGCCUGGCCCUGUGCUCCACUGGUUGUGGAGACCUCACGGGCCCUUCCUGAGAGACCAGCCCCUCUGGCUGCUCCUUUGCACCAACCCCUGGCUGGGAGACCCUCACACACUGAGAAAACCCCCAUCCCCAGGGACCCACAGCCCAGCUGCAGCCUGAGCCAGCCAGCAGGGAGACUGCACAUGGCUUGGCUGCAUAUGAUGCCUCUGGUGCCCAUUGCUCAUCCACCCGAGGGGGGCAGGGAAUCAGCUGUGCCCGGGGCUGGAGGGUUUCACAUCAGCAGCACGGUGAAGGUCUCAGCCCCGAGGCUGCCACGGAUCCCCUGCAUUGUGGAGGUGCUUCCAGGUGCUCGGGGCUCCAGAGCAGCAUUGGGCCCUGCAGCCAUGGAGCAUCCAGCCAUGCCAAGCACAGCUGACUGCAGCAGAAGGAAGCCACCGUGUCCGGCACAUGCACACCCUGCAUUCAAGGCAGUGCCAGCACCUCCCUGGGAAGUCCCGCACUGUCCCCACCCCCCGCAGCACCAUCCCCAUGGCCCAGACUGGCAGCUGAGCUGGAGGGUCACAGCCCAGCCCAGGGAGAGCGGCUCACCAGGACUGCAAAACACCCGUAGCAGAAAUGCGGAUGUGGAGGCCAUGGGAACCUCGAUUCCCAAGUGGUCCCGCUCCUCUCUGCCGCCGGGGCUUCCCCUGCAGCUCUGUCUUGUGUCCUGCCCCGGCGGCUCUGUCACUCGUGUCCAGGGUCAGUGACACCAGCACACGGGGGUCCUGGGAGUUUAGGAAGUUGUGGGCUUGUGAACACGUGUAGUACUGUAUCUGAACACCGGGGGGCAGCAUGCACUUCUGUGUAUACACGUGUGUGUGUGUGUGUGUGUGUGUGUGUGUGUGUGUGUGUGUGUGCGUGCGCAUGCCUGUACCAGAAUAUUAGGCGCAGGUGCGUCUGUGUCAGUGUGUGCAUGCAUGUGUGUGUGUGUCUGUAUGCCUGUACCAGAAUAUUAGGCACAGAGGUGUGUGUGUGUGUGUGUGUGUGCACGUGCCUGUACCAGAAUAUUAGGCACAGGUGUGUGUGUGUGUGUGUGUGUGUGUGUGUGUGUGU
Molecule: messenger RNA, 3500 nt
Organism: Alligator sinensis (Chinese alligator)
Lineage: Eukaryota; Metazoa; Chordata; Crocodylia; Alligatoridae
Gene: KCNJ10
Product: potassium voltage-gated channel subfamily J member 10
Exons: 2
Coding region: 177-1313 (378 amino acids)
Biological process (GO): potassium ion import across plasma membrane; regulation of monoatomic ion transmembrane transport
Cellular component (GO): plasma membrane
Molecular function (GO): inward rectifier potassium channel activity
Source: RefSeq, a predicted model, not a curated record